Molecule: messenger RNA, 7213 nt
Organism: Poecilia latipinna (sailfin molly)
Lineage: Eukaryota; Metazoa; Chordata; Actinopteri; Cyprinodontiformes; Poeciliidae
Gene: jak3
Product: Janus kinase 3 (a protein tyrosine kinase, leukocyte)
Exons: 24
Coding region: 3120-6440 (1106 amino acids)
Biological process (GO): intracellular signal transduction; cell differentiation; protein phosphorylation
Cellular component (GO): cytosol; cytoskeleton; membrane
Molecular function (GO): ATP binding; non-membrane spanning protein tyrosine kinase activity; growth hormone receptor binding
Source: RefSeq, a predicted model, not a curated record
UUCCUUUUGAAGAGAUGGUCUCUAACAAAAUGAACAAUAAUAAAUCCACUAUCUUAUCUUCUUUAUAGUGCUGAUUACUGGAAUUUGAUCUAUACAUACAUACAGUAAAUGAUCAUUAACUCCCCAUCAGAAAACUUGUUGUAUGUCAAUAGCUCUCUCUCGCAUUGAUUAUUUUCAUUCAAUCUUAAAAGAGCAAUAAAGUCAUUCUGUUCAAAAGUCCCUAAUAUUAAUGGCGAGUACAAGGAAUGCUUUUCAGUUACAAGAGACCGUGUUUAUGUCCAUAGAUGUAUAAUACAGUUAAAGGGAAAAAGAAACAAAAUAAAAGAAAUGACCAUUUUAACAGAGACUUACAAAAAAAAAAAAAAGGUAAAUGAUGAGGAAACUGAAAAUGACAACAGCAGCUGCAGAUGUAUGAUUGACUUUUUAGGCAGACCUUUGAAGACACUCUUGUAGUAAUCAAUUCAAGUAAAGAUUAACUCAUGGAUGACUUCCUUUAGCUUUUGCUGGAACUUUAAUCCCAGCAAGAGCUAAGGAUAUGUGAAAGACAUUUACUGAAAGGCUUCCGACAUAUCCUUACCUGAAGUGACACUAAUUGCUGUAAAAGAGCAUCUUUUUAGAUGACUCCCUUGUGUACCUGUAAAUUGUUUCUACUGUGGUUACAAGCACUGGUUUUAUUGUAUACAAAACUCUGUAAGAAGCUUAAACUCAAAGUAGAGUUCAACUUAAGUUUAAACAGUGUAAUAAAACUCUCUAUGUUGGUUCAGAUGCUUUAUUCAUCACAAGCUUUAAACAUUUGACCGUAAACUCUUGGCUAUCUUUGUCUUUUUACAGCAAAUCUUGACCUACAUACCACAUGUAAUAAGGUCUGAUUCGUAUGACACUGCUACACAAAAGUCAGUUAAAUGAAGAUAAUAUUGUAAAAGUUCCAACUUUAUUGGAAUAUUUAAGGUUAUGUAUUUCUUCCAGAAAAAAAAGAGACUUUUAAUAGUUUUUAUAGGUUUUGACAAUGAUUAAUGAUCAAAAAGGUCAUUUUAGAAACAAAUAAUAAACAGGGCUUUUCCCUAAUUUAUUUUAAUUCCAAAACACUAGCAGUUUUCUGCUAUAGUAUUCAGUGUGGUUUUCUAAGUUUACUAGUUACAGUAAACAGAUAUUCCUACAGAUAUCAGUAAAAUAUCUGUAGGGCCGUUUGCAGUAAAAUAUGACUUUAAUAUGAAAGAUGUCUAAAUGGUCAAACUGCACAGCUUCAUAUUCUGAUCCCUCUCUGUCAGAACAGAAGGACCCAUGAGUCAUUGUCUUAACAUUAACAGGAACCUCUUAGCCAAGAAACCCAGCAUUUGAUGAUUCAAGACCUGUUCAGCUUGUGUCAGCAAGUAGAGUGCAGAUUGUUGUGGCUAGUGGGAAAAUGACGGUUGAAAUUAUGUAAAACAAUUAAAAGACUGUAUAGCCUAAAAUUUGUCUUUUGACUCUUACUGACCUUUGUGGAGCAAGAAAUGGGAGAGACGUUGAAUGAGAAAACAACAUAUCCGACACCCCACAUGCAAUAGAGCUAACAUCACACAGCUGGUCCAGCUCCAUACCCUAGUUGCUCUAUUUACUCAGGUCAUAUUUAUCCAGUAUGUAUUUAUUUUUGAUUAUCUGAAACAAGGCUGACAAAAACAGCAAAAACAGAAGAAAUCUGUCAGGAGCAAACACUUUUUUCACUGAACAUGUUUUCAUAUCCAUUGCAACAUAGCAUAUUCUCGCUUUACUGUAUCAGUAAAAUAUCUGUAGGGCCGCUUGCAGUAAAAUAUGACUUUAAUGUGAAAGAUGUCUAAAUGGUCAAACUGCACAGCUUCAUGUUGUGAUCCCUCUCUGUCAGAACAGAAGGGAUGACCCAUGAGUCAUUGUCUUAGCAUUAACAGGAAACUGGUGGUUAAUCUGAGUUGAUCAAAUAACAAGGAAAUCUAAUAGUGGCAUAUGAUUGGAGGGAAAGUCUGUAUUCAUUCGUAUAUUUUCAUUAUGAGGAAACAAACUCCACUAAAGGAAUCCAGAAGGUUAUUUGCACACAUCUUAACAAACUGAAUAAUGUUAACCAGGACAACUUAUGCAUUUGCAACAAGUGCAAACAGCAACAUGAAAAGUGCAAUAAGAAUGAAGUAAACUCAUAGUUCAAGCUGGCUGUGAAUGCAGUUUAGACCAGGUGGUUUUGGUAAAACUAGAACAGGAAGCUGCGCUGCAGAGAAGCAAAGCCACACUGGGUUUCUUUUCCUGAAAUGUCAGAUAAUUCGAUUUCUUGAAAGAUGGACGUUCGCUUCCACGGAACAUAAGCUUCUCUCAUGAUCAUUUCAUCAUCAAGAAAUCUUUUAAAAGAAAAUGAAAAAGUUCUGUUUGAGUUCCUAUAAUAACAUAAUCGUGGUGCCUAAUUUUCUUAUUGCUGCUUUAUUUGUUGUUCUACGGAGCAGCAGAAAGAGAAUCUUGCUCUUUUACAAUCAAGCUUUUGAAUACUGCAAACUGUGAAUGGAAACUGUCCAUAUUUGGAACAAACAUGACUGAAACACAAUAGACAAUGUUUUCCUACACAGAAAAUUUAACUGUUUUGGAGGCUCUGAAUGUUUAGAUAUUUUGCUGUAAAUGUGUCAGUGUUCUCCACGGGCUCAUUCUGAAAGAUGCAACACUAGGAAAGGAAUCAGAAAGUUUCAAUUUAGGAGAAGAAAUCCCCUUUUUUCAGUCAAUGUGCAGCAUAUUGUGGUUAAAUUGUCUAAGUACUGAACAGAAUAUCAUUUUGUGUGAGAAGGUAAAGUUUUCUUCAUGUUUUGUGACUGAAAUAAAAAAAAACAACUGACAGCGAUCAGACACUGUCGACAUUUUUGGCACGCUUGUCAAAAAUCAGGAAAUCAGAUAGGACUUCCUGUCAACACCCUGACUCUCUCGAGCUGACAAAUACAUACAGAGAAUAAGAAACGCAGAAGUCAAAAAAAGGAAAGCACCAACUUACAGGAACAAACUGAUGAACUGAAGAAAUAAGGACAUCCAAAUGUGAAAGGUAACAGCUUGACCAACGACUUUAGGUUUUAAUAAUGUUUAUGUUUGGUGCUUGACGUUGGGACUAUCAGGCAAUUGUUAGAAAUUAUGUGCUGGACAUGCCGAUGAAUUUCAGAGAGGAAGAGUCGACCCCCCUGGUGUUGAGAGACCGGGGGGGCAGCCAGAAGUCCAGUUCGAGCGUGGAAGCCGGCUUACAAGUACACAUCUACUUUUUUCCUGGCACAAGGGAUGCGACAGUGAUACAAAUUUCAUCCGGACAGAUAAGUGCAGAAAAUGUUUGCAUCCAAGCAGGAAAGAAAAGUGGAAUCUUACCAGUGUACCUGAGCCUUUUCGGUUUAGCCUCUGCAGAUCUGUCAUUUUGGUAUCCGCCAUCACACAUGUUUGACUCAGACGAAAACUUGGUCGUUCAUUUUAGAGUGAGGUUUUUCUUUGGGAACUGGUUCGGCGAAGGACCAAGAACUUCAUAUCGCUACAGUCUGACAAAGGACAGAAUCAGUCUGGUGCUUGACUACAAUGUCAUAGAUUACCUUUUUGCUCAGUUGAGAAGUGACUUCAUUGCGAGUGAAGCAGGAAUCGUUCCACCUUUGAGCGCCCAGGAGGAAUGCCUCGGCCUUGCUGUGCUGGACUUGUGGAGAAUGGCUAAAGAGCGACGCCAAACUAUAAGAGAGCUCUGCAAAACUGUCAGCUAUAAAUCCUGCCUCCCCAAGUCACAUCGGCAUGAAAUCCAGAAACGAAACCGCCUGGACCGCUUUCGAAUCAGGAACACUCUUAAGCGUUUCUUGAAAAAACUUGGCAAAUGCUCAGUGGACGAGUACAGCCUGAAGCUCAAAUACCUGAUUGAACUGGCUGGCAUCGAGCCGUCUCUCGGGAGUGAGACCUUCCGUGUCAAUCGUUCUUCCUCCCACGCGGAAGCAACUUUCACCCUUCUGCGGGUCUGUGGGGAGACAGGAAUUCAAACUGGUCAACUUGAUGGUGCCGUGGAAUGGCAGACCUUCUGUGAUUUCCAUGAAAUUGUAGACAUCAGCAUUAAGAGGAUCUUGAACGAGAUGGUCCCACAAGACAGCAGGAUGGUAACGAUAACUCGGAAGGAUGACAGAUGCUUGGAAGCUAGUUUCCAGAGUCGCAAAGAGGCACUUUCGUUUAUGUCGCUGAUCGAUGGCUAUUUCAGACUGAUCACGGACUCAAGCCAUUUCUUCUGUCAAGACAUUGCUCCACCAAGCCUUCUAGAGGGACUCAAAAACUACUGUCAUGGCCCUAUCACAUCAGAGUUUGCAGUCAACAAGCUGAAAAGGUCAGGAUGCACAGGCGGUACCUUCCUUAUCCGGCAGAGUCCAAAGAACUACGAGAACUUCUUCCUCACUGUUUGUGUUCAGACCCCUCUUGGCCUUGAUUACAAGGACUGUCUCAUUAUUAAAAAUGAGAGCUACAGUCUUCCUGGUCUCACAAAAUCAUUUUCCAGCUUGACAGAACUCACCAACUAUUACCAACACAACAAGCUGCUGUUGGCCGAAAUACCCGUCAAGUUAACUCGCUGCUGUCCACCUCGGCCCAAAGAACUCACAAAUCUCAUAAUUGUACGAAACAGCAGCUUGUUUGAAGCUCAAGGAUCUCCAGCACCUGAAAGAAACAAGUUCAGUCACAUUCAGAUCCACAUGAUCAAAUUUGGAGACCUGAACUGGGGUGACAGCCUUGGACAGGGGACCUUCACCCGAAUCUUUAAAGGCUACAAAACUGACUUCCGUGAUGGAGAAAAACACAUGACUGAAGUCAUCCUAAAGGAGCUUGACUCUGCUUACAAGAACUGCUGGGAGUCACUCUUCGAAGCUGCCAGUUUGAUGAGCCAGAUUUCUCAUAAACACCUCCUCCAUGUAUAUGGAGUCAGUGUACACGGAUCACAAAACAUCAUGGUUCAGGAGUUUGUCAAGUAUGGAGCCCUUGACCUGUACUUGAAAAGAGGAACAUCUGUCUCAGUGAGCUGGAAACUCAGCAUAGCCAAACAGCUUGCAUGCGCACUCAACUUCCUGGAAGAGCAAAACAUUGUUCAUGGAAAUAUCUGCGCUAAAAACCUGCUGCUGGCAAGAGAAGGUGACCCCUCGCUGGGCAGCUCUCCCUUCAUCAAGCUGAGUGACCCGGGCAUCAGUGUGGUCAUGAUGGGAAAUGAUGUUAUUCUGGACAGGAUUCCCUGGGUGGCUCCUGAGGUGCUUGAUGCCCCAGAUAACCUGACGCUCGAGUGCGAUAAGUGGAGCUUUGGUGCCACUGUGUGGGAAAUUUUCAACGACGGAAACUCCCCAUUGAGAGGCUGGAACUUAGAUCAGAAGAGGAAUUUUUACGAGAACAUGCAUCAGCUGCCUCCUUCCCAGUGGACAGAGUUAGCAGAUCUGAUCGCUCAGUGCAUGGACUAUGACGCCGCCUUCAGACCAUCGUGUCGCAGUAUCAUCCGUCAGCUCAACAGUCUCAUCACAUCAGAUUAUGUCAUACUUCACGCUACUGAACCGGUAACACAGAGCCCCAUGUCCAAAGCGCUCAACCUUGUUCCGCAUGAUCAAACACUGUUUGAGGAAAGACACUUAUGCUACAUCUCCCCACUGGGAAAAGGAAACUUUGGGUGCGUUGAGCUUUGUCGCUACGACCCUUUGGGUGAUAACACUGGCGAGCUCGUGGCUGUGAAGAAGCUGCAGCCUAACAAAGGCUCCAAUCUAGAGGAUUUCCAGAAGGAGGUUAAAAUGCUCAGUGUUUUGCAUUGUGACUACAUCGUCAAGUACAGAGGGGUCUGCUACAGCAUGGGUCGCCUUAGCAUGAGCUUAGUGAUGGAGUAUCUGCCUUAUGGCAGCCUUACUGGCUAUGUGUGGACUAACCGUCACAACAUCACCACCAGGCGGAUGCUGCUUUUCUCUUCUCAGAUUUGUAAGGGCAUGGAAUACUUGCAGACACAGCGUUACGUCCACAGAGACCUCGCAGCAAGAAAUAUCCUUGUUGCCAAUGAGUCGCUGGUGAAAAUUGCUGAUUUUGGCCUGACGAAGGUUCUUCCCUUUGAUAAGGAGUACUAUCGCCUCUCUCAGCCUGGACAGAGCCCCCUCUUCUGGUUAGCUCCGGAGUGCCUUAAUGAAAAUAAAUUCUCCCACAAAUCAGAUGUCUGGAGUUUCGGGAUCGUUCUCCAUGAGCUCUUCUCUUACUGUGACAAUAGCAUCAAUCCCAAAAGACUUUGUUUGCAGGAGAUCGGACAAAAUGUCCAAGGUACAUCUCUUUCCAUGCAUCUGGCAAACAUGCUGGCGAGCAACUGGAGGUUGCCAGCUCCUCCAAACUGCCCUCUGCAGGUCUACAGUUUGAUGAAGGACUGCUGGACGUACGACUUUGACAAGCGUCCGUCUUUCUCUGACCUGUCAAAAAAGGUUGAAAAUAUGAUCCAGGACGACAGAUAAAGCACAAAAGGCUGAGAAAGAGGCCUUGCUGAACCACACAGACAUUGUUUAACAGCAGCAGUAUUGAAUUAUAAAGUUUAUUUAUUGUCUUCCUCAGCAGUAUUUCUUUUAUUUUUGUUCUUUCCUUUAUUUGGAAGCCUGUGGAUACUUCGUAAUGAGUAAUGGGAUCAUAUACAUUGGUUUCAGCGAAAGCAGCAAAAGUUAAUGUACAGCUUUGUAAUGCUCCUUAUCACAUCAUAUUGCUGUGAUUUUUUUAAAUUUAUUUUUUAUUUUUUUACAUGCAAAGCUGUAGGAAUCAUAAACAGAACAUUUUGCAUAUAACAUAAGACUGAACAAAAACUUUCAUUGCACAGAUAUGGGUUUAAUUUCAAUAUAAGUGCUUCGUUAAAUAAUUAUUUAUAAUCUCUGCAGAUAUACCAUUUGACAAGUACUGACAGUUUGGCUUAAAAUAUAUCAGUGUGUAGAGUUUCUCAUAAAAGUUUAUAGGGUAAAUUUGUUAAAGAUCGUUUCAUGUGUUUCAGAGAUUUGAUUGCAGGUGAAAUAGUUUUCAGGUUUCAUUUUAUUAAUAUUAUUGCUUCAUAUAAAUAUAUAACUUAGUACAACAAGGAUUUUCAUUUAUGCUGUUUGUUGCCUUGUGCUUGAACCGAUUCUCUCAGUAAAUAUUCAUUUUGUCCCAUUGAUUCUUUAUUUCUUUUAUAAAAACAAAUUUAAAUAAACCUUCUCCUGAUGUACAUUUGGUCUUGAAAUUUAAUUAAAGAUAAGUUUGUUGCAAA